Molecule: messenger RNA, 6249 nt
Organism: Nematostella vectensis (starlet sea anemone)
Lineage: Eukaryota; Metazoa; Cnidaria; Anthozoa; Actiniaria; Edwardsiidae
Product: rap guanine nucleotide exchange factor 6
Exons: 47
Coding region: 1146-5693 (1515 amino acids)
Biological process (GO): positive regulation of GTPase activity; Ras protein signal transduction
Cellular component (GO): apical plasma membrane; plasma membrane
Molecular function (GO): protein binding; guanyl-nucleotide exchange factor activity
Source: RefSeq, a predicted model, not a curated record
CAAAUCGUUAAUUUUCUUGAGAAUCCGUGUUCUAACUCUAGUAAACGAUCGGAAAGCGGCAAGUAAAAACCUGGAAUUACACCAAGUUAGGAUCCUGGGCAUAGCAUAAAUCCGUUAAUGCAAAGACCGCUGAACUCAACUGUCCUUGGGAAUGUAAUCGAGAGUAGACUACUUGUCGAAAUGACGUGCACCCUGCCUUGUUGAUGAAAUCUUCUGCUUGCUACCCUCACUAAGUUUGUGAGAGGCUGCCAAGAGCUCUGUCGUUUUAGGUUGAGCCUUAAACAAUCUAGAGCUUUGUUCACCUGCCAAACUGCCUCAGAAAGAUCGACUAUUAAUUCUUGCAUCGAUUUCAAGAACGCUCAUAUCAGCUUGUUUGAGAAAGAAAUGUACUUCCAUGUGUGAGACUUUUCGAAAGUAUUCAUCAGUUUCAGCUGUGUUCAGUAUUUUGGCUGAUUUUAGGUUACUGUUUGUUGUCCAUUUUAAAAGACCUAGUUUUCAUCUCGAAAAAGUUGCCCAUUUUUUAUUGUGGGCAUCCCGGGACUGAAAUCGCCGAGGGAACCUCAGUUGGCACCCUAUCAAACUUGGAAGCCAUUUUGUUUAUUGCAAGAUUGCAGCGGAUUUCAAUAUCAAGAAUCCCACAAUUUUGUCAUUUGUUUGGAUUUACUGAUAUUCUUUUAUUUGUCUGUUAGGAGAAAUAACCAAGGAACGGCAAAGCUGAUUUCAUCUGACUUAAUAUUGUGUACUUGUGUCAAGGUGUUGAAGCGAGUAAGAAACUUCCUGGCGAAGAGCAAUUUUGUUAGCAUUUCUGCAGCUACAGAAUUUAUCUUGACAUUUGAACUUCCCUAAAGUUAGAGGCCCUGAAUUUGUAAAGAGGAACACUUGAUAAUUCGCUCAUUCCUGCCACCUUUGGUUUGGAUCACGUCUUAAUAUUAAAGAAACCGGAAAGAUUUCGAUCUAAACUCAGCUUGUGCAUUUCACAAGCGUGUUUAGACAACGUAAACAAGAGAGACUUCAGACUUUGUUAGGCAACGCUAGGAAUCAAUCUAUUAACCCUUGCCCGAGGGGAAUACAAAUGGAAAGACUUAAAGACAUUAAGGCAUGGAUUGGAAUUAUGAGAGUACCUAAGACCUACCGCUGAGAACAACAUGGCUAACAACAUUGAUAAAAUGUCUGCAACGCACUUCAUCAAAUGCCUGCAAAAGCCCCCUGAAUUUAGAACGAAUGAGGAUGUCGAGACCAUAUUCCAUCAUCUGUGCAGCAUGCAGGCAAUGGCUGGAUAUCUUGAGUCUUCCAUCAGGGCGAUGUCUCAAACGGCUAGAUAUGAAGAGUAUGCCUCAAACUUUCUACUUUAUACUGCUAAUGACUACUCCUCUUGCUGGUAUAUUUUGCUGAGUGGUUGUGUUUUCCUGGAGGGAUGCAUGUUUUUACCAGGAAGCAGUUUUGGCAAGCGUCCACAUGGUCAUGAUGGCACACGGGGUACGGAUUGCCUUGUGCUUGAGAACUCUGGAAUGAUAGUGAUUGAUUACCCUCAUGAAAACCUCCUUCAACCCUUUCAACGGCACUCAUAUUCCACCACAGAACUUGAAAAAUUGCUUGCUUUGGAGGAAGAAGAUUAUCAUAUUGGAGGACCAGUUCCUGAAGAUGAGAAGCUUCCAAUGGAGCUUCAGAGUGUAAAGAAGCUCUUGCUUCAGGGAGAGAGAAAUCUGAAUGCCAGACAGAAGCACUAUGAAGCAAAACACCCUCCCCACCCUGUUGACAGUGACUCGAAGCAUGGGCACCCCCCUGACCACCAACAUGAGCUGGAUUUAACAGGACUUGUAGAGAGCAUAGUUGAUUCUGAUGAUGAAGAGGAAGCUGAAUCUCAUUCGUCAGGAGACUCUUUCUUGGUGCGGGAUGUUGUCAGAGACUGCCUUGAGAAGGAACCUUCAGAGAGAACAGAAAACGAUAUUCAAACACUCCUUGACUUCAUGCAGCAUUUGCCUGCAUUUGCCAACAUGACCCAGAAUGUCCGGCGUUCUUUGUGUGCAGUCAUGGUGUUUGCUGUCGUAGAGAAAGCUGAUGCUAUUGUAAUGAAGGAUGGUGAAGAGCUGGACUCUUGGUGUGUGAUUCUGAAUGGUUCUGUCAUCAUUGAAGUAGAGAACGAACCACCUGUUGAACUCCAUCUUGGAGACAGCUUUGGAGUAGAACCCAGUCUCAAGAAGAUGUACCACCAUGGUGUGAUGAGGACGCGUGUAAAUGACUGCCAGUUUGUUUGCAUAGCACAGUCCGAUUACUACCGGAUCCUAACCCAGGGGGAGUCAAACAUCCAGGUCAUUGAAGAAGACGGUGAGGUUGUGAUGGUGACAGAGCAUCGUAGCACUGAUGGGGGAAACAGACAAGGCCAAGUGGUUAUCAAGGCCAAGUCUGGAAAGCUGAUCACCCAUUUGGUAGAGGACCAUUCUGUCAUUGACCCAACCUUUGUUGAGGACUUCUUGCUCACCUUCAAGACUUUCUUUGACCAACCGACCAAGAUCUGUGGGAAGCUGCUGAACUGGUUUCUUGAGGACGAUCUUCGUGACAAGGUAACCCGUGUCAUGUUACUAUGGGUAAACAAUCAUUACAACGACUUUGAGGGCGACCAUGUAAUGGAGGACUACUUACAAGCAUUCGAGAGUGCACUGGAAGUGCAGAAAAUGAGUGGCCAGUUGGAUCUUCUUCUCAUGGCCUGCUCGGUGAAGGCCAAAUCCCGAGUCAUCAGUCUGGAGCGCCAAUCACAUGACCAGCCGUGGGGGUUUUCCAUUGCCGGUGGACGCGAGAACGGCUUUGGGAUAUUCGUGUACAAGAUUGACCCAGAAUGUUCAGCAUUCACGGCGGGUGUUAGAAAGGCCGACCAGGUUCUGAAAGUGAACGACAUCAGUUUCGAGAAUAUCACCUAUGACAAGGCCCGAGAUCUUCUUUCCUCAAGCAUACGACUCACUCUCGUGCUCAAGAAAAAUAUCGCAGGAUUCAAGGACCUCCUGGCUUCUCCUGUCAUUAUCACCAGAGACUGCAGCAAAGAAAUUUCCAAUGAUAAGGAUGUACAACGGAGCUCAUCCGACUGCAGCGAGCGACGAUCUCACUUGCAAACGAGGCUGUCUGCACCUGACAUCAGUAACGGAACUAUGAAGAAACCCCCGGUUCCACAUCAAGCCCACACCAAAAGAGAGAAAGUCAAGAAAGCGUUGAACAGGAUCUCAACCCUUGGAACCCUCUCCAGACAUUACAAGUUGAUCUCGAAGAGUGAUCGCGAUCUGUCGAGCUUGGAUUCGGGAUAUAACGAAGGCGACGAGACCCACACGAACGCCAAACUCGGCAUCAAGUCGCGGUCUCGGAACAGCCUUCCUCGCUCGUUCGGUUCUAUGGAGAGUAUAAGCACUAUUGAUCAGAAUGUCGAGUACCCGGAUAGAGUGGUCAAGCUGUAUAAAGCAGACCAGACGUACAAGUACUUCAUGAUAUUCAAGGAAACCACAGCUCGAGAGCUGGUGAAUAUGGCGGUUGAUGCAUUUGGUCUUCAAGAUCUCGCAAGUAAUUACUCGCUGUGCGAAGUGACGGUGGAAGAGAGUGGACUUGUUCGGCAACGAAGGCAGCCCGACUCACUAGCCAACCUUGCAGACAGAAUCAGCCUCAAUUCCAGAUAUUACUUGAAGAAUAACAACGAGACUGCGCAGUUACUCCAGGGAGACGCCACACAUGACCUGGGCAAAGAAUGCCACGUGACGUUACUACAGCUCAAGACCCAGGAGGUCGCUAGACACCUUACGUUACAGGACUUUGAGUUGUUUCGCGUCAUCGACCCUCGCGAGUAUAUUUACGACGUGUGGGAAUUCGGCCCCGAGUUUUCGCCAAACCUCGCCAAGUUUGAGGAGACGGUAAACCGGGAGACUUUUUGGGUCGUGACAGAGAUUUGUGGCGAGUCCAACGUCGUCAAACGAAUGAAGCUCAUCAAACAUUUCAUCAAAAUCGCAAAGUAUUGCAAAGAUUGCAAGAAUAUUAAUUCGGCAUUCGCGAUAAUAAGCGGUCUUGGUCACACUGCCGUCAAGCGACUAAAGAAUACAUGGGAGAAGCUUCCUAAUCGUUACUACAAGAUGUAUGAGGACCUUGAGAACUUGAUGGAUCCGUCUCGGAGCAUGUUCAAGUACAGAAGUUUGCUGAACAGUGAGCACGUCAACCCGCCUCUGAUUCCUUUUUUCCCAGUCAUCAAAAGAGACCUGACACUAAUUUACCUCAACAACAAGAGCGUAGUCGACGGACUGAUCAAUUUUGAGAAGCUCCGCAUGAUAGCGAGAGAGGUGCGCCAGGUCUCCAAGUGCCACAGUAUGCCCUAUGAUCCCAGCAAUAUGUUUGAGCAGGACAGCGUGCGAGGCGCCCCGCAAAGUAUGACGUCAACUGUUGUUGGUAUGGUAACUGGGUCCUCUGCAUGGGCACGUCGGUCUAUGACACGUGACCAGAAUCCCAAGAAAUAUUACGAAGAGUGUAUCAUGAGCCGCCGGGUGUUGAAGUACUUGGAGAAACUGGAAGUCCAGGCGGACGAAGAAAAACUCCGUGAAAUGUCAAACACCUGUGAACCGGGGCUGGGAUCAGCACCUCCAAGUGUUCAGACGAGAAGGAAAAACUCGCCACAUACGUCACCGAACCUUACGAAGAAGGAUAAGAAACACACGAAUAACAACAAGCUAGGCUCUCCAUCCCCACUCGCCCUGAGGAGAGGAAUGUUUAACUCAGCCGAUCAAAUCUCCAUUUCUUCAACAAGCACAACGUCUUCUGUACCGGAAGUGACGUCACCAAAACCUGGUCCUGAGCAUGGCGAGGAGUUCGACGUAUUUCCAGAGUCCGAUUCGUCAUCUUUACGGGAUGAAAGGUCAUCGUUGUGUGACGACACUUUGUCGGCCUCUUUGCGUGACGACCGAUCGUCGACGUCGUUGCGUGACGACAAAUCAUACACGUCAUUGCCGGAUGACAAAUCAUCCACGUCAUUGCGUGACGACAGACCGUCCACUUUAUUGCGUGACGACAGAUUAUCCACGUCAUUGCGUGACGACAGAUCAUCCACGUUAUUGCGUGACGACAGAUUAUCCACCUCAUCGCGUGACGACCGAUCAUCCACGUCAUUGCGUGACGACAGACCGUCCACGUCAUUGAAUGGCGACAGAUCAUCCAUGUCAUCACGUGACGACCGAUCAUCCACGUCAUUGCGUGACGACAGACUACCCCGUAACGAUCGACACUCCUCAUCCUCCUCGCGAGACAACAGGUCAGCCACAUCCAUGCGUGACGAUAGAUCCUCGUCAUCUUCGUUACGUGACGAAAGAAGAUGCUUACGUGAUGAAAGAUUGUCCAAUUCGCCGAACGACGAAAGAAGGGAGUCACGUGAUGACCGCACGGCGUUGCGUGACGACCGGUUCCUUCCUGUUGUAGCGGGACAGGUAGCCCGACCGCCUCCAGACGGCAGAGGCUAUAGCCAGCAGUGCGAUCGGGCUCCGCCACGACGACCCAACGACGUCCAGACAGUUUACCCUCCCCUGCGAGUCGUGUACAAUGCUACUCAAGAAGUCCAGUUGACCACAGGGUCGUACCAUCACGGCCACUACACCUCCUUUCAGUAUCCACCAAAGUACACCGUUGAAUACGUCCAAGAAUACGAUGAUUCAGAAGAAGGGCAAGUAUCGGCUGUUUGACAUCAAACAGAGUUUCUUUGCAGUUGGAUGAUUCAACCGCUCCAUCCCCUCAAAUUCGGCUUCGUUUGAGCUGACCCAAACAGACUUCAAUCAAGCGGUUUUUCUCAAGACACACAAACCACUGAAGGCUGCAAAUAUAGUUAUAUUUUGUACUUGUGCCAGUCUAACCGUCAUUCUAUAGUUAUUUCCGCAUUUAUCAAUCCACCCUAGCAUUCCAUCCCUGUAGUUGUCCACGUAACAAUUGUUUGUCCUGGGUACCAUUUUUUAUUUUAGAUACAUUCUACUCUCCUAGUACCUCUAUGCAAGCAUUGUACACGAAAAGCCUCAAAGUUUUCCGAUUCACUUGAUGUAUAAUAGCCAUGCGUUAAAUAGGCCAAGAAAUAGGCCAAGAAAUUGAUUUUGUAAUAGAUAGAAUAAGCAAUGAUGAACGAAUUAAUAGAUAUACUAUAUUUGAUACGUUAAAGGUAUUCUAUAUGCCUUGGGUGUAAAUAUAUACAUAAGCUAUAUUCAUGUGCAAUAACUUCCGUGAACAAACUAUUAAAUGGAAGAUUUUUUA